AUGUGGUUGACGUGCCCCGCGCGCAUCCAAACAAUUUCAUUGGCGCAUAAAGGCGCUGUCAUUUGUCGGCGCAAUAUGGCGUGCUUGCGGGUGAGGCGCACUGUAGCUAUGCCCGCCAUUGCAGUAAACGCCGUGGAUGUUUCAUUCACUUCACGGCGCGGCUGCUCGAGUUCCCUGCGGAGUCCCGAGACAUCCGCCAAACUCCUGGAGCUAAUGGAGGCCUUUGCGGAGGCACGUGAACUUAUUAUUGAGGCGAAGGAGAGCGUUGGGACCGUGUAUGUUGCAGAGGACCUGCAAGAUGCCAAAGAGCAGACGGAGAAAACAUUGACUCUGUGGAAGGAUAUUCAGGCCGACCUCGAAUUGUCAGGGGAUACGGAUGCGCUGAGGCGUUUAAAAAGAGAGCACGAUAUUAAAAUGUCACAACUUCGUGCUGAAUUGGAGGACGUAGAGCAUUCUUCCAGUGACGACUGA
Molecule: messenger RNA, 471 nt
Organism: Trypanosoma conorhini
Lineage: Eukaryota; Euglenozoa; Kinetoplastea; Trypanosomatida; Trypanosomatidae
Exons: 1
Coding region: 1-471 (156 amino acids)
Source: RefSeq, a predicted model, not a curated record